AGCGCGUCUGGGAAGGUCUUCCGCUGCUUUAGUGUAUGUAGUGAAUGCAAACACAACAGCGUGCGUUCUGGGAAUUACGACGUUCUAAGAGUGAAAUAGUGAUUAUUUUCUGACUGUUCCCUCUUCGUCGAUACACUUGCUGGAAUUUUGGAUUAUUUCUCUCGGAAAUAUUUUGCGGGAUUAAUUUGUGAGAAGGUACUCAGCCAGUUGGAAGGAAGAAUUCAGCCCACACCACCUCCAUCUCGGAACCAUUCAGAAUCUUGUUCUGAUUUGGAUUUCUACUCAAUCUCCUGGUCUGGAUGUUCACUCUGUACCGGUUUGGCUCAUCGAAUCCCACCGCCUUUGUUGGAUGAUUCAGAAGCUGAGCCAGUAUUAAGAGCCGUCCUCCCCUCAGCAGCCUCCACUGCUCUACAGUACUCAAGCCAAGGACUUGGCUGAGGACCACUCUGCGGGGGUCCACCCCCACCUCCCACCUCCCUCUCUUCUUUCUGAACCAUUGUUUCUUCCACUUCCUGUGAACUUCGACGACAGUGACUGAUUGCACGCUGCAUCUGCCAGUCUCCGCAGGUUCAAGACUACAGGGCUCCCUUGGAUCGGAGCCCCACACCAUGACUUGCUGAAGCCGUCUUUGCUGCUACCCAACCCGCUUCUCCUCAUUCAAGAUGGUCCCUCCGAAACGGAUGAGGAGGCAUCUCCUGCUGGCAGCCCUCGCACUCACUUCCUGUCUACUGUCCGCCAUGGCCACGCCCUUCCCCAAGGACCUGGAGCCAAUCAACAUUGUCGGAUGGGAGCACUCCUACCUAUGCCCAGGGUUCCAGGGGCUGGUGUCGGACAAUGACACAGCCAGACUAGGCCUGGACUUCCAGAGGAUGCUGAGGAUCAAUCACAUACUCUACAUUGCUGCCAGGGACCAUGUCUUUGCAGUAAACCUGACCACAGCUGGUGACGACUUCGUCCCCCAGCUGAAGCUCACAUGGAGGUCCAAGGAUGUGGCCAAGUGUACCGUGAGGGGUAGAAACAGUGAUGAGUGCUACAACUAUGUCAAAGUGCUGGUACCGCGGAACGAUGAGACCCUGUUUGCUUGCGGCACCAAUGCCUUCAACCCCACCUGCCGCAACUACAAGAUGACCACCCUGGAGCAGGUUGGCGAAGAGGUGUUGGGUCAGGCGCGCUGUCCCUUCGAGUCAGGCCAAUCCAACCUUGGCCUCUUUGCUGGUGGUGAUUUCUACUCUGCCACCAUGACCGACUUCCUGGCCAGCGACGCUGUCAUCUACCGUAGUCUUGGCGACGACAGCCCCGUCCUGCGGACCGUCAAGUACGACUCCAAGUGGCUCCGAGAGCCCCAUUUCCACCAUGCGAUCGAGUAUGGGAAUUAUGUCUACUUCUUCCUCAGUGAGAUUGCAGUGGAGUACACCACCCUGGGCAAGGUGGUGUUCUCUCGUGUGGCGCGGGUGUGUAAGAACGACAACGGCGGCUCUCCUCGGGUGCUGGAGCGCUACUGGACCUCCUUCCUGAAGGCGCGGCUCAACUGCUCGGUGCCCGGCGACUCCUUCUUCUACUUCGACGUGCUGCAGUCACUCACCAACGUGCUGCAGAUCAACCAGCGCCCCGCAGUGGUUGGAGUGUUCACUACGCAAGCUAACAGUAUCCCUGGCUCAGCAGUGUGUGCCUUCUACAUGGACGACAUAGAGAAGGCCUUCAAUGGGAAGUUUAAGGAGCAGAAGACCAGUGACUCAGCCUGGACCCCGGUACCGGAGGAACAGGUGCCUAAGCCCAGGCCUGGUUCCUGUGCCGGUGAUGGCCCGGCCUCGGCCUACAAGUCAUCCAUCAACUUCCCCGACGACACGCUAACCUUCAUCAAGUCUUACCCGCUGAUGGACGAGGCGGUGCCCUCCGUCAACGACCGGCCCUGCUUCACCCGCACCACCAGCAGGUACAAGCUGACUCAGAUUGCGGUGGACACAUCUGCCGGGCCGUCUAAGGACCGCACUGUAGUCUUUCUGGGCUCUGAGGAUGGCAGGGUCCUGAAGGUGUUGUCCAGCACUCAUCCUAACGCCUCCUUUGGCUCCCAACUCUUGGAGGACAUUGAUGUCUAUAACCCCUCUAAGUGCAACGUUCAGGGGCAGGAGGACAGGAGGAUUCUGGGAAUGGAGCUGGAUAAGGAGCAUCAUGCCUUGUUCGUGGCCUUCACCAGCUGUGUCAUCAGAGUACCACUCAGCCGCUGCACCGAGCACGGCGCCUGCAAAAAGAGUUGUCUGUCAUCCCGCGACCCAUACUGCAUCUGGCUCCGGACUGGGAGCUGUGCCAACAUGGCGCCAGGGUUCAAGGCUGGCUUUGACCAGGACAUCGAGGGAGACCACUCACUGUACCCUGAAAACUGCCACGCAGAUGUGCUGGCGACCACACGAAACCAGAACUCCGCGGCAGACUCGGCCUACGGUGUCCGAAGGCUCCCUGACAUGGAGAAGUCCAGCCCCAGCGUCCACUAUACCCUCCUGAUCGCCUGCGUUCUGGUGGCCUUCUUCCUCGGCGCCAUCCUCUCCGGCUUCUUGGUGUCAUGCUACUGCAGUCACAACGCCCGCCGUGCCCACCGGCUUGGCAAGGACCCUGAGGCAUCCAUCCACCCCGCCCUCUCGUUGCGCAGCCUGGCCAAGCUAAACGGCCUGCUGGACGGCCAGCCCAAAGAGGAGAAGCUGGACGUGUCCACGCCCAAGAUGUACAGCUCCUUCAUUCCCAGUGGGAAGGAGCACACUCCAGAGAGGCACGGGAUGUCCCUGGGAGACCCGGACCUUAACCUCUCCCAAGGGGAGAACCUCUCGGGCCUGCCCACCCCAGACUCCACCCCGGAGCUGCCCAUCAAGAACAUGAAGGCCUUCCGGAACCAGUGGGAGAGGAACCAGAACUGCAACAACGCCAAGGAGUCCAAGGCACCCCCCGGCACUGGCUUCAGCCUGGGUUCGUCCAGGUCCGUCACCCAGCAGGUGUUCCCCUUCUCUCACAGCCUGACCAACGGCCAAGCCCUGGGGCACCUGCCUGAGGAGAGGAAGAUCCCCAACGAUGAGCGUGCGCAGGGGGCUUUGGCCUCCCACUCCUGCUGCCCGCAGACGGUGGUGGACGUGGCGGCCCUGGACGAGCUCCUCAAGCACAUCUACGAGGUCAGCGCCUCGGGCAGCCGCAGCAUCACUGUGCUGACCUCACCGUGUGCCCCCCUACCGGGUAGCUCCAGUUCCAGCCAUAACCACAGCAGCUUCAGAUCCCAGCCCCAGAUCCCCGAGACUGAGUCAGCCAUGUACUACAGCUCCUCCACCCUGCCCAGGGACAGUCUGACCCGCCGCCUGGACGUGCCCCCGGACGCCGCCGCCGCCACCUCGGCAGGCGCCACCCCACUGCAGCAGCAGUCCAUCCCCGAGCGAAGCGCAGUGACUCGCCACCACUCCCAGAGGCACUUAAUGAUCAAGAUGGGCAACGGAGGGGCCGUCCCGCGCCAACACAGUUUCAGACAGGACGGGGGUGGGCCACCGCCCCACCAACUGCUCACCCGGAUGAACUCGUCAGGUGGUGGUGGGGGAGGGGUCGGCUGUGAGGUCCACCAGCCGCUCAUCCCCAGUGCCUGCCUGACACGGCAGCACAGCUACAGCGAACCACCCCACCUUCACCGCGCAGCCAUCGUACGCCGCACGGCCUCCCUCAAGCCCCAAGUGCCCCCCAAGCCCCUCUUCCUGCCUGCCACUUCGCCCGUAAAUGAGCAAGGCAAGUACAACUACUGAGCGCUAAGGAGUCGGACCUAGAGGCUCCGAAAUGACAGGCGAUGUAACCGCGCUCCUCUGAGUUAGGGAAAGUGGAGCUCAAAGGGGGCAACUACUGGGACUGACACACCUUUUGGCGAGACGCCCGAGAAUAGCCUCCACACCUGAUGUCUUUGUACCAUAUUGGUAUUAUUGCAAUGCUCCUUGAUCACAGAAGGGUGAUGGAUUCACAGAAUAUAGAAAAUGUGGUGGUAUUAUUUUGAGGGGGGGGGG
This is a messenger RNA of Oncorhynchus tshawytscha (Chinook salmon), 4019 nucleotides long. Its product is annotated as semaphorin-6D. NCBI's taxonomy places the organism in Eukaryota, Metazoa, Chordata, Actinopteri, Salmoniformes, Salmonidae. Gene Ontology annotation, molecular function: semaphorin receptor binding; chemorepellent activity. The record is from RefSeq and is a predicted model, not a curated record. The coding region runs from base 663 to 3767 and encodes 1034 amino acids. The transcript is spliced from 21 exons. Gene Ontology annotation, biological process: neural crest cell migration; positive regulation of cell migration; negative regulation of axon extension involved in axon guidance.